Messenger RNA from Helicoverpa zea (corn earworm), 614 nucleotides. Its product is annotated as thioredoxin, mitochondrial. The coding region runs from base 81 to 527 and encodes 148 amino acids. The record is from RefSeq and is a predicted model, not a curated record. Lineage: Eukaryota; Metazoa; Arthropoda; Insecta; Lepidoptera; Noctuidae. Gene Ontology annotation, molecular function: protein-disulfide reductase activity. Gene Ontology annotation, cellular component: cytoplasm. The transcript has 2 exons.
CAUUCACUUCAUUCAGUCAGUCUGUCACCAAAUCUGUGGGCUUUCGUCCUUUUUGCAAAUUGUCAAAAAACUACGCAAAAAUGUUCGCAAAAAAUGUCGUCAAUGUAUUUGUUCGCAAUGCAAACGCAUUGAAAUCGCCUCAGCCUAUCAGAUAUUUAUCUGUAACAUCCGUGAAAGGCGAUAUAGUCAAAAUUCAAAGUACGGAUGACUUCAAAGAUAAAGUCAUCAACAGCAAAGUCCCAGUCGUAGUUGACUUCUUUGCUACAUGGUGCAAUCCUUGUCGCCUGCUGACUCCUAGACUAGAAUCUAUUAUUUCUGAAUCCAAGGGCAAGGUAGUUCUUGCCAAAGUUGACAUAGAUGAACAGACAGACUUGGCUUUGGACUAUGAAGUGAGCUCUGUGCCUGUAUUGGUGGCCAUCAAGAAUGGAAAGGUCUUGCAUCGCUUGGUAGGCUUGCAGGACACAGAUAAGCUGCGCAAAUGGAUUGAAGGCUUUACUUCUGAUGAAAGCAAGAAAGAAGUUAUUUAAGAUAUGAUGUGAUAAUAUUGUAUUUCACACUCUUUAAAUUAUUGUUGUUACCAUGUAGUAGAUAAAAAAUAAAUGCAAAUGAAACAA